This is a messenger RNA of Chlamydomonas reinhardtii, 7172 nucleotides long. RefSeq lists its product as uncharacterized. The transcript has 10 exons. The record is from RefSeq and is a predicted model, not a curated record. Bases 450 to 5876 code for a protein of 1808 amino acids. Gene Ontology annotation, cellular component: nucleus. Gene Ontology annotation, molecular function: histone demethylase activity. Lineage: Eukaryota; Viridiplantae; Chlorophyta; Chlorophyceae; Chlamydomonadales; Chlamydomonadaceae. Gene Ontology annotation, biological process: chromatin remodeling.
GCUAAAGACUUGCGCGGCGAGCUCGCUGAGCGGUUGGCAAAACCUCCCGCGCGAACCACGGUGAGGCCUCCCUGAUCUUCAGCGUCGGUUCUGGAGCUACAGGGAGACAGUUCUAGACCAUACUAGUUUGUAUGCAUGUCUCCAUUUUUAGUCGAGCGCGUGCAAGCAUCGACUUCCGUACAGCCCCAUCGCGGUCAGCACUGUCCCCUCGGCGCCCCCGGUGGUGCGGGCUUCCCUGCACAAGCGCACUUCACACAUAGACAUUACUUUAGACAUGACUGGCUCAUCCAGCGUAACAUUAAGCUUGAGCUCACCUGAGCAGCAACUUCAAGAGACCUGAGACCUAAGCGAUAACCUGACCGGCCAGCAACACCCACCAAGCGAUUGGAAACGAAUUCUCUAUCACUUCACUUUGCGGUGAAUCUGGCCUGGAGCUGCUGAGGAGCGGGAUGACCAUUCGCGGCCAAAGAGAGGUCUAUACGACCGAGCAGCUUUAUGAACAGCUGCGGCCGCGGCUGGCCACGUCGGACGCAUGGAUGGCCAAAAACCACCCGCAGCUGUGGGCGGCGGCAGACGCCAUGGUCGAGUCGCUCCAGAAGAAGGAGUGCUAUGGCGGCGGCGUGACGCAGCGUGCCGCCCACCUGGCGGCGCACCUCAAGGCCACCGACCCCUUCCUGGCCAAGUGGCUGGAGGAGCGCGCAGCGCUGGACGCGGACGGCGGCAACGCCGGCAGCGCCGAGGGCGAUGGCGCAGCAGCGGCGCCUGGUAAAGGCAGUGAGGGCAGCGGUUCGCAAGGGGCAGCAGCAGGCCCGGACGUGGCGGCCGCCGAGGCCGCUGAGGCAAGCGCGGCGCAGGACCGGGCCGAUGGCACGGCGGACGCGUCGACGUCAGCGGCGUCCCCCAGGAAAAAGGGCGGGUCGGGCGGGGGCAAGGGCGCGAGUGAUAAGGGCUCGGCCGCUGUGAAGCGGAGCAACAAAAAGGGCGGCGCGGCCACCGCGCUGGAGUACCUCACGACCACCUUUGCCCACCUGCGCGAGCAGCGCACGCUGGUGAUGGGCGACAAGAAGGACCGGCUGCUGCGCGAGGUGGCGGCGCUGCGGCAGCUGCGCGGCGGCCCCAUCAACGUGCUGCGCGGCGCCACGGCCGGCGGCACCACCAUGGGCCAGAUGCUGGCGGCGCUCAAGCUGGCGGACCAGGACGACGGCAGCAGGGGUGCCGGAGCUGGAGGCGGGGGAGGCGGAGGUGGUGGGGGAGAGGGGCAGCAGCCGCAGCAGCAGCAGGAGCCGGCCGUGAAGGUGGAGGCACCGGCGGAGGCUGGCGCCGCCGCGCCAGGAGUGGAUGUGGAGGCGUCACAAUCGGGGCAGCCGCAGUCACAGACGCAGUCACAGACGCAGUCACAGACCCAGCAAGAUGCGGGGCAGUCGCAGCCGCAGUCACAGCAAGACCUAGGGCAGUCGCAGUCACAGCCGCAAUCACAGACGCAACCGCAGUCGCAGCAAGGGGGGCCGGCGCCGGAAGGGGCCGCGGGCGGCAAGGCCAAGCAGUCGGCUGCGGCUGGGAAGAAGUCUGAGGGCGGCAAGGGCCGCAAGUCUCAGGCCGGUGACGGGCACUACCUGGACAACCUAACCUGCGUGGUGUGGGAGGACUGGCGGGUGCCUGAGCGCCUGGACACCAUGCUGGCGGCCGGCGACAGCCUCGCUGUGUUCGUGGAGGUGCACUGCCGCGACGGCCCCGAGGACACGCGGCUGGCCAUGAGCCUCAGCACCUUCGUGGCGCUGGCGCUGUGCAGCCAGCGGCUCAUUGCCGAGCUGUACCAAGACAUGGUCAUCACGCCGCAGCGCGCCGCCGCCCUGCGCCCGCAGCGGCAGCGGCAGCGCACCGCCGCCGAGGCCGCCGCCGCCGCGCUGGGCCUGCUGGACGAGUGCGUGCACAGCCUGGACUACGUGGACUUUGUGGAGGCGCUGCACCGCCGCAUGCCGCUGCGCUGCGGCUGGAUGUACGCCAACGCCAUCAUGCCCACCGCCGCGGAGUGGGACCGCAUCUUUGGGCCGCAGGCGGGGCGGCUGAGCGGGCUGUACGACGGCGGCGCCGACCUGGACGCGCUGGGCCGCGCCUGCAUGGCCUUCCACACCAGCCGCCACGAGAGCCCGGUGCUGGACGUGCACGCGCUGGCGGCGCACCUGCGCGCCACGCAGGCGGCGGAGCGGCAGCGCAAAACCGCGGCCCACCGCCACCACUAUGAGCAUGAGGCUGCGGUUGGGAAUGGGGUUGCAGGUGCGGCAGUGGGGUGUGACCCGUGCCUGGAGGCAUUGGGCCUGAGCGCCGGCGGCAGUGCUGCCGGCGCAGGGGUGGCCGGUGUUGGCGGCAACGGCGGGGCUAAGGAGUUUGGCGUCGUGUCGGCGGAGCCGGGCGCGCGGCCGCCGUCGCUGCUGCUGCGGCCGCCGGGCGACAGCGGCUUUGUGCCGGGGACCAUUCACCCCGCUGACGUCGGCAAACCGCUCGCCGACACCGGCGGCAGGAGCGGCAGCAGCAGCAGCGGCAAAAUGGGUGGCUACGACCUGGGCCACCUCAGCUUCACCUGUGUGACGUCGGCGUCCCUGGCGGACGACUUCCUCGGCGAGGUAAUCCGCCAGACCACCGCCGGCCACGCCGCCGCCGAGGUGGCCGCAGCGGCCGCCGCCGCCGCCACCGUCCGCGCCGCCAAAUGCGCCGGCCUGGGCCAGGGCGGCUGCAGCUGCGCUGACGACGUGGCGGCAGCGCAGGCGGCGGCAGCAGCCGCCGCCGCCGCCGCAGAGCGGCUCUCCUCCGUUGUCGAGGAGCCGCUGGCGCCAGCGGCGGCGCCGUUGAUGCCUGGCAUCGGCCACGCCCAUGGCGCUGACGAGGACGAGCUUUUUGAGGCGGUGACGGAGGAGCUGAACGCGGUGGCGGAGGCGGCCAUUCUGGCGGAGCGUGACGCGGAGGCGGCGGCGGACGCCGCCGAGGCCGCCGCCGCCGCGGCGGCGGCUGCCGGCGGCGACACGGGGGCGGCGACGGCGGCGCACCAUGCGGCCAUGGCCAGCGCCAGCAACGCCAGCAGCCUGCAGCAGUCGCUCAAGGGCGCGUUCGCGCACCGGGUGCAGCUGAUGCCGGGCGUGUUCUACUCGUACUUCAUCGGCAGCCAGGCCUUCACCAACACCGCGUGGCACGUGGAGGACUUCCUGCUACAGUCCAUCAACAUGAUGGUGGUGGGGCGGCCCAAGGCGUGGUGGUGGGUGCCGCGCGCCGCCGAGGCCGGCUUCAAGCAACUGCUGGAGGACCAGUGGGAGCUGGAGGAUGUGUACACCAAGUGUGUACCGCUGGCCAGUGAGACGGUGGACAAGCUGAUCAAGAUGGGCUGCCGGCGCACCGUGCAGCUGCCCGGCUCCGUGUUCCUCACCUCGCCUGGCUUCGCCUUCCACACCACCAUGUCCUCCGGCUGGUCCAUGGCCGACUCAUCCAACUUCAUGGCAAACAUCCUGGGCAAGGACAUGCACGUGCUGGAGAACGAGCGGCCGCUGGAGCAGUACCCGCCCGCCGAGGGCCGGACCAACACCGGCGAGUGGGUGCGCUUCACCAUGCGCCGCAUCGAGGCGCUGCGGGCGCUCAACGACCCCGCCUACGCCCCGCGCCCCAUGAACCGCCUGCGCACCGAGGAGGUGGCGCGCCGGCAGCGCGCCGCCGACAAGGCGCGCGAGGAGGCGGAGGCGGCGGAGGAGGAGGCGCGCGAGGCGGCGCGCGCGGCCAAGCGCGCGGCUAAGGAGGCGGCGCGGCAGGCGCGGCUGAAGCGCGAGGCGGAGGAGGCGGAGGCGGCGGGGCCGGCGGCGCAGGGCGGGAAGGACGCGGCCGGCAGCACCAAGCCCCCCGCUGGAGCCGGCAAGGGAUUGGUGGCUGCGAAGAAGGAGCCCGGGACCGGCGGUGCCGGCCGUGACGCGCGCAACGGCGACCAGCCGGCUGCAAAGAAGAUCAAGCUGGAGGGCAAGCAGCCGGGGUCAGGCUCAGGUCCGAAGAAGGCGGGGGCCGGCGGCGCCGGCGGCUCGGGCAAGGACGGCGCAGCUGCGUUGCCAUCGGGCGCCAGUCGGAAGCGGACGUCGGCCGUGAACGGCAGCAACAAGGCUGGCCGGGCGGGCAGCGGCGGCCUGCAGUCACAGUCAUCGCAGCAGCUGCUGACGCUGCUGCAGACCGCGGGCCGGCCGCAGCAGCGGGCGCAGGAGCAGCAGCCCCAGCCAAAGGCGGAGCCGGGCAGUGGCAGCGGCGGAGUAGGAGCACGUGCCGCAGGUGUCAAGGAAGAGCCCGGCCAGGCCUCCGGGCACGGCAACGGUGUUCAGGUGGUGGUCAAGUUCCAGCCCCCGACCUCCGCCCCCGUCGGCGUCGGCGCCCCAGGCGCCACCGCUGCUGCCCCGGGCGGCAGCUCCAGCAGCGGCGGCGGCGGCGGCGGCUCGGACUGCUACAGCCAGGGCAACACCAACGGCUGUACGGGCCCUAGCGGUGUGGAGCAUGUGGUGAUGCUGGCGAAACGCGGCAACGAUGACCUGGCGGCGCAUGUGGGUCUGAGCGCCUCUGGCAGCGCCAGCGGCGCCGGCGCAAGCGCCGAGGCUAAGCUGCUGCCUAUCAAGCGCGAGAGCAGCGUUGACGGUAGCACGCUGAUGGGCCUUGGCGGCGGUGGAGGCGGCGGCGCGUACAAGCGUUCGAGCGCGGAGCAGGCGCUGCCGUCGGCGGCGCGGCUGGUGAUGAACGAGCAGCGGCUGCAGCUGCACGAGCUGCGGCAGCUGCAGCACGAGCAGCACAUGCUGCAGGAGCAGCUGCAGAAGCUGCACGCGCAGCGCCGCAACGCCGACGACCGCCUCAUGCAGAUGCAGUGCGAGGCGCUGCCGGCAGGGGCGGGGGCGGGGGCCGGCCGGCCGCACGACCACCUCCACCAGCACCUGCACGACGCCAACGGCCAACAACAAGCCCACCAUGGCCACAGCCGCGUGUUCGACGUGCACACGAACGAGACUACCGGGCUCAGCAAGCACCCACACCAGCCGCAGCCACACCCGCAGCCGCAUCCGGCGGCGUCCGCGGCCGGGGCCACCGCGCCCGCCCUGGACCUGUCGGCUCCCGGCCUGCCCUGCACCAACCUGCUCGGCCUGCACCUGCAGGAGCACCAGCAGCUGCUGAUGCAGGUGGAGCGCGCCGGAAGCGGCACCAGCGGCGGCGCCCCUGCCGGCCGGGGGGUGCUGGAUACCCUGCGCGUCAUGUCGGGCGGGAGCACCUCCAGCCAGCUAGGCAACUCCGCCACUGCGGGGGCGGUCGCACCAGCAGCGCUGCGCAGCUCGCACUCAGCCUCCGCCGCCGGUAGCGGCCUGCUAGGCAGCCUGGGUCUGGGGCGGGAGGAUGCGCAGACGUUGCUGCGGCGCGUCAGCAACACCGCACAGGGAGGCGAUGUCGGCGGCGGCGGCGGCACCGGUGGGGACUACCUGGACAUGAUGCUGCAGCGGCGACGUCAGCUGCAGCUGCAGCAACAACAGCAGCAGCAGCAGCAAUACCAACAGCAGCAGCAGUCACAGCGGCUGCAGGGCUGUGAGCAGAUGCUGGGCCUGCACGACCAGGGCAGCGCGCUUGGCGGCAGUGGCCUGGCCGGUGGGCUGGGCGGUCGGGAGCGCGGCCUGGGCGGUCUACUGGGCGGGGGCGCCGAGGCUUCCCUGUGCGCAGACCGCCAGGCACCGCUGCAACAGCACCAGCAGCACCAGCACCUGCGGCUGCCGGGCGCUGGCAGCCCCCGCGGCAGCCUGGGCUCUGCGCUGCUUGGCGGCGCGGGAGCGCACCGGCAGGCCGGCAUCGCGGCGGAAGGCCUGCGGCUGCCGUUCCCGGCUUGAACGAGGCCUGAUAGGGGUGGGGCCUGAGGCCGCAUAACAAGUGCUAGUAGGGAGCGUGGUUCGGCCACAGGGUCCAGGUUUGGACACACAUACAGCCUGAUGCAUCUUUGAACAUGCGAUGGUCAAUAGCCGAAGGCGCAACUAUUCAGGGGACUGUGACACAGCGAGGCUUAUUCUUUCCAGGCAGCAGGGGGGAACUCCACCACUCCACUCCUCUAACUAGUAGACUCAGUGUAUGCGAGUAUGCGAUACUGCUGACGUGUGGUGCGCAGGCGUGUCAUGUCCAGAACCGCAGAACGCAAUUGCGCUCGGUGCGUGCGUGUGUGCGGUACCACUACUACUGAACGCUGCUUGCGCUUUUGACACGUGGGACGCCUGGUGCCGUGGCGCCUGUGCCGGCCUGUGCCGGGGGUACUGCAUGGCCUGCAUGCAAUAACGCGGUGGGGAUAAUUUAGACAGCGGCUCCGCUUGUAUUGUAUGCUGGAUCUUUGGCUGUACUGCAACGGGGAGGCAGGUUACUGACAUCAGCGGAGCUAGUUGGCCGCGCCGCGGGUGGAGUACGGUUCCGAGCCUUGCUCUGCUGGGGUGCACUGCCCUGAGGCGGGCUAGGUGAUUCCCACAGAGGGUAGAGUGUGGUAGGGUUGGUGCGGGGCGGGCUAGUCAUGUGCCCCACGUCGUGCGGAAUCGCCCCCUUCCCCUGUAUGGCGCGGCCAGGCCUUGCUCAAAGGAAAGCGGAGCAAUCCAGGGGACUAUGGUAUUGUAGCCGGAAAAUGACGAGUGUUGCGGAACUAAUGCGUACGCAGACCAACUGCGGCCUAGUGGGCGUGUAAGAGUCUAGUUCUCAACUUGAUACUGCUUGGCUGAGUGGGAGUGGGAGUGGACAUGCAACGGGUGCACAUGUGCCUGGAAGCCGCGAAUACUGUAACAGUGUGUCUCUGCGUUGCAGGAUGGAUGGAUGGAGCGCGCAUUGGGAUAAGGAGCUGGUGUGGCCCCGACAGGGCGGCCUUUGGCGCGUUGGCGCCCUUGCUCAUCAAGGCCGGGCACAAUCCAGCGAGCGAUGGAUGCAACACCGUAGUGUACUCCGCUGAAUUCCUGGGGCAAGCAAGAGCAGAGGGUGCUGAGAAGCAAGCUACCGUUUGUGAUGGCUGCAGUCCCGGCGCACAAACCCCACAACCGGGUUACUGCCUUACUGGCCAACGGGCUAGCCUCAUCAGCGCUGGCCAUGAUGGUCCUGGGAUACUGCAUGAACAUGUGUGGAAAGGGUAACUGCGUACCCCGUACCCCGGAACUAGAACC